AUCAGUGGUAUCCAGCCCCCAAGGCACCUCGACACCAUCAAAACCGCCCCCUAAACCACCAACAGAAGAUGACGCGGUCAGCCGCCUCUCUUUGCCGCCCUCCAGAUCAUCAGGCUCGGAUUCUUCGGGUUAUUUCACCCCCUCGCCCCCUGAUAAGCACCAACCCACCCCUGCCUUUAUUAAAAUGGAUACAGAGGAGCGGCCCAAUUCGGAUAUUGAAGUUCAAUCGGUCGGGGAUAAUAAUGGGGGUGAUUUGGUGGAUUCGACCGCACCUGAACAAACGCCAGUGAACAUCGAGAUCCCGAAUGGGGUGGAUAAGGGAAGUUUCGAAUCGUCGUCGGAAAAGGACCAUUGUUUGGGCGAAAGUGUCCACGACGAGUUCUCUUCGGUGGAGUCUCUGCAUUUGCAUAAGAACGAGGAAAGUAUGCAGCAAAUGGAGUUCGCUCCUGGAGGAUUCCAGGUGCGAAGGAAGAGCAAAUCGGUCAUAGACUUACCGAACUUCUUGCCUAACAUUUACUCCAGCAGAAAGAACAUCAAUUCAGCACCUCCAAGACCAUUGGAGGACAACUUGAGCCACACAACCAGUUCUGUUCCAACCCUAGAGCUCCCUCUAGACAAACCACCUUCGGAUGGCCCCUCAGAGGGAGUCACUGCAACCAAAUCCAAACUGGAACGAAGGUUUUCCAGAAAAGUCAUCAGAAAACCCGUCAAGGUCACUCCAAGGAGCCAAGAACGUCCGGCGUUGAAACCAAAGAGAGACGUUCCAACAAGUGAUGACCCAGAUGGAGAAUCCAAACUGGGAAACCCAGGUGGAGGGUCUACAAGGGUUGUCCAGACUUGCCAGGGAGCACCCCGAGGUCAUCGAGCACCAAAUCCAUCAGGUAUCCAUGGCCUUGGCCAAGCAUAUUAAGAACUUGAGGUCCCAAGUGUCUAGGGCGGCUUGCGGGUAGUGUCAUAGAAGUGUUCCUCAGCUGUAAGAAGGGCUUGGAUGUGGAACUCGAGGAAGUGGCGUGCUCAUUACUUCAAAGGACCGCCGACACGAACAAGUUUCUACGCGCAGAUGCGAACGCGGCCUUAGACGUGAUGUGCGCGAGUUGCCUGCGCAUAGGGUGGUCGCCGUCGUAACUUCGAAGGGGUGUGGCCAUCAGAAACGCGGUUGUCAGAGCCUCCGCGGUCAGGUUAUUAGGAGAUGUGGUAAAGCGUCUCGGGGCAGAACGAACGUUUCAGCUACCGAAAGAGGUCAGGGAUAAACUCUUGCUGUCGGGUGCGAACGCUUUGGCCGACGGUAACCUGGAGGCGCGACACCGAGGCAAAACGUUGUUCAAGUACCUCAUCGAUCAUCAGCAGUUUCAAAAAUGUUUGCACGAGGUUGUGCCUCAGAACGUGCUGAGACACAUCUCCAAGGUGUUGGCCUCCUUAAGGUCCGGAACGUAAUUUUUUAACUUUUAAUAUUGUUGCUAUUUAUUGAUAUUGAUGUUACGUUUCUCUUCCAGUACAUUUAUAAUGGUUUCUUUGUUACGUUUUUAUAUAUAUUAAUAUUGUAGGUAGGUAGGUAGGUAGA
Anthonomus grandis grandis is the source of this 1561-nucleotide messenger RNA. RefSeq lists its product as uncharacterized. The record is from RefSeq and is a predicted model, not a curated record. The transcript has 6 exons. The annotation marks the transcript as partial. NCBI's taxonomy places the organism in Eukaryota, Metazoa, Arthropoda, Insecta, Coleoptera, Curculionidae.